Messenger RNA from Cynara cardunculus var. scolymus (artichoke), 1927 nucleotides. Its product is annotated as ferrochelatase-2, chloroplastic-like. The transcript is spliced from 9 exons. Gene Ontology annotation, molecular function: protoporphyrin ferrochelatase activity. Gene Ontology annotation, biological process: heme biosynthetic process. The coding region runs from base 196 to 1641 and encodes 481 amino acids. The record is from RefSeq and is a predicted model, not a curated record. Lineage: Eukaryota; Viridiplantae; Streptophyta; Magnoliopsida; Asterales; Asteraceae.
GAAGGUAGUUUGAGAAACUGUGAAUCUGACGAUAAUUCAUUCGAUAAUCUGACGAUAGUUCUAGAGUUAUUACACUUGUUGAUUUGAUGAUCUUUAAGAACCCUAAAACACCCUCGAACGAAAUCGCAAAACUCUCUUUUCCCUAAAUUUGAAGGUUUUACGUAUAAACACCAGAUUUUAGCAUAAUUCGUUGCCAUGAAUGCGGAAAAGGUGUCUUGUACUCUGCCCGGCGUGGAACUCUCAAAUUUGACACCCUCCAAAUUUAACCCCAAUUCUUCUGUCGUGUGGUUUCAUAGGAAAUUUCAAGUUCCUCUCUGCAGCCACACAUACACAAAAUGUGAAGCGUCUGGGAACUCUGGUUCAAACAGCAACAACUUCCAGAAAUUAAAAUUGGAUGGCCCCAUUCAGAGUAGAGGUUUAGCUGGAAAAACCUUUUGUUCUGUGGGGAUAUGCACAGAUCCUUUGAGUGAUAAUGAAUGUCAUUCACAUGUUGAGGAGGAAAAAGUUGGAGUACUGCUUUUGAAUCUUGGAGGCCCAGAGACACUUCAUGAUGUUCAACCCUUUUUGUAUAACCUAUUUGCUGACCCAGAUAUCAUCCGUCUACCAAGGUUGUUCCGAUUCCUACAACGACCUUUAGCACAACUUAUUUCUCUACUAAGGGCACCGAAAAGUAAAGAAGCAUAUGCCUCCAUUGGAGGUGGUUCGCCUUUGCGGAAGAUAACAGAUGAUCAGGCUGAUGCUCUUAAAUCAGAACUCGAAGCAAAGAAAUUUCCUACUAACGUCUACGUUGCAAUGCGUUACUGGCAUCCAUUCACUGAGGAAGCUGCUCAGCAGAUUAAGAGAGACAGGAUCACAAAACUCGUAGUGCUACCUCUUUACCCUCAAUUUUCUAUUUCAACAACCGGGUCAAGUAUCCGUGCACUCCAGAACAUCUUUAGAGAAGACAAGGUUUUGUCAAGGCUUCCUGUUGCUAUUAUCCUGUCGUGGUAUCAGCGCUAUGGUUAUAUCAAGUCUAUGGCUGACUUGAUUGAGGAGGAGUUGCAAAAUUUUAAUACACCUAGAGAGGUUAUGAUAUUCUUUAGCGCCCACGGGGUGCCAGAUACUUACGUCGUGGAUGCUGGUGAUCCGUAUAAAGAUCAAAUGGAGGAAUGCAUCUACUUGAUAAUGCAAGAACUCGAAGCAAGAGGAAUUGAAAAUAAGCAUAGAUUGGCUUAUCAGAGCCGAGUUGGGCCUGUGCAGUGGCUGAAACCAUACACUGAUGAAGUACUUGUUGAGCUUGGCCAAGAAGGUGUGAAGAGUAUUCUUGCAGUUCCUGUUAGCUUUGUAAGUGAGCACAUAGAGACACUGGAAGAAAUAGAUAUGGAGUACAAAGAGUUAGCCCUCAAAUCUGGUGUCGAAAACUGGGGUCGUGUCCCGGCUCUUGGGUGCACCACGUCCUUCAUCACGGACCUGGCCGAUGCAGUUAUUGAAGCCUUACCUUCUGCUACACCAAUGUCAACCUUUUCAGCCAAUACCAGCUCUCAACAAUUUGAUCGUGAUCCAAUCGGAUACGCGAUCAAGAUAUUCAUUGGUUCCUUUUUGGCAUUUAUUCUGCUGUUAUCCCCUAGAAUGCUAUCGGCAUUAAGGAAGCCCGUCGUUUAGAAGACUGAUAAUCACGUAUCCUUUUUAUCGGGUGUUUUGAAACUUCACGAUUGUUGCAUUUUGCCGAUGGAUUUUACAUUUUAGACCUUUUGAGGUGUCGUAGCAAACAGGAUAAGUAGAGAUCAAACCGGAAAAAGAGGAUUAUGGGCACGGUUGUUUUAGCAGAUAAAGCUCGUUCGUUAUUUUAAAAGGUCUCUAAGUUCGUAUUUUAGGAAUAUUACGAAUUUUGGUUGUAGGUUUAAAGUUUAUCGGACUCGUGUGAAUGAAAUGUUAGAGCAAUUUAGUA